Messenger RNA from Owenia fusiformis, 1372 nucleotides. The record is from the annotation of a GenBank genome assembly. NCBI's taxonomy places the organism in Eukaryota, Metazoa, Annelida, Polychaeta, Sabellida, Oweniidae.
AUGUCGGUUUACUACUACAUUCUGAGUCAUAAGUGUGUGUCUUCGCCUACAAGUCACAUUCCGGUACUGAAGAAGCAGGGCACACAGCCCCCUACCGCACCCCAAAUGGAUUUAACACUGAAAUUGAUGGAUUUAACACAACAAGUGAAAGAGAUACGUAAGGAGUUAGCACAAGUAAAGAAAGACUAUGAAAGUGAUGUUAAUAGACUGAACAGAAUGGUGAAUACACUAAAGAUCGAAUUAGGUCAACACACAUGCGAUGUGAUAAGCCCUAUGUUUUCCAAGCCUAAUAGGCUAAGGGCUAAUUCUGUUCCGACCAGUUCCACAGUCAACGUAGCCAAUUCCCAAACAGCUGUUCGCUCAAAACAACAACAAAUAGGUGAUACUAACAACAAACCCGAAACUCAAGGUCAUUGCAACUCUACCUGUAAUACUCAGUGUGCUGACUCAACGCCGACCCCAGGGGCAAUGCCCCCUAGUUCGAAUACUAUAUACAUUCAGCUUUAUACAGCCAAGCACCGUUAUUAAGGACACAACUGUGAUCGACAAAAACACACGUGAAAACAUGAAAACGCCAAAAACUGGAAUUAAACCCUCAACGACAGUAGCCAUAGGUGAUGAAUCUAAAGAAGAAACCGAUGGGUUCACGUUGGUUGAACGUCGUAGAAAGUCACCUCGCGCCACCGAAAACCGCUUUGGUGAAGAGAGACCAGCGAAAAUGCAGACUUUAGGGAAGACCCCGAAGCUCAAUAAACCACACGACGUUAAAGAGACGCCUGUUAACAAGCCAAUGAAAGGUCUCAAGGGUGCGUCUUUUGAAAGAUCGCAAUCGCUAUACCUCGAAAAUAUUCAAAUGGACGAUAAUGAUACCGAUGAUGAUAUUAUUGCACUUGUUAAAGAACAUGCAAAAAGUAAGGGGAUCAAGUUAAUGCAAGCAUACGUUAUCCAUAACCGAUUCUCGAUGUAUCGUGUUGGCGUCAGAAUGACUGUUCCCGUCUCAUCAGCAGAUAAGGCUGUUGAAGAUGAUUCAUGGCCUGCCCCGAUAAAAUGUCGCCAAUGGCAGCGCUUCAGGCAGAACGCAAAUUAUGGUGACAACAUUCCCUCCCGGAUUACAUAUAGGUCCAGACGAUAUCAACAUGAUAAUAACCUUAUCGAUCGACCGUCAUGGGAACGCGAUGAUGAGAAAACUGAUAAUGACUAUUUUAAAGACGACAAUAUGUACCACAGGAACAUGUGUGACGCAACACGGGAGUAUGUACGGGAGAAAUUCGGCAAUAACCUGGGAGCAACAGGUUCUUACGCUGACUGGUAGAUAACUGUUCUUUACUAUCGAAACACUGCCCUCAUAUUUGAGAUGCAUACCGUGUUUAUA